CACACACACACACACACACCACCUCCUCCUUCUCCUCCCCCCUUCCCUCCUCCCGCGUAUUUGGCCGCCGCACCACCCCGUUGUCCCGCCCCUGCCCGGCACAAGCUGCCCCCCCCCGAGCGAUGUCCCAGCAGCAGCAGCAGCAGUACCAGUACCCGCACCCUGGCAUGGGGGUGCCUCCUUCGCACCAUCCGCAGGGCGGUGUGAUGCCCCCCCCUCCCUCGGGGGCCUUCCAGCCGGGAGCCGCGCCGCCGCCGCCGAUGCCCGGCUCGGUGGGCAUGAUCCCGCCGAUGCCCGGGGCCGCUGGCAUGGCCCCUCCGAUGCCGGGGGGCGCCUCCCCGGCCCCGCCCAUGCCCGGCGGCCUUUCGCCCGCCCCGCCGAUGAUGCCCGGCGGCCUGUCGCCCGCGCCGCCCAUGGCCAUGCCCGGUGGCCCGGGCCCGGUGGCCGCCCCACCGCCCCACGGCAUGCCCGGUCCCCUGCCUCCGAUGGCGCGCACCCCGCCUGCCGGCGUGCCGCCACCCAUGCCCGGCGCCCCUGUGGCCGCCCCCCCCUCGGCUGGCUUCCCCCCGCAGAUGACUCCGCCGGCCGCGGGCGUGCCCAUCCCCGGCGGCCUGGUGGCCGCGCCGCCUCCGCUGGCCGGCACUCCUCCGGUGCAUGGCGGUGCCAUGGUUUCCCCCCCGCCGCCGGCCGGCGCUGCUGCCGGCUCUCCCCCUGCGGUGGUGACCCCGCCCAUGGGCAUGCCCAACAUUGGCCGGCUGUCGAUCCAGGCUGAGGCCCCGGCCCCGGCCCCGGCGGCGGCGGCGACGACGACGGCCUACUCCCCGGCGGCCAACACCCCCCCGAUGCCGGCCCCCCAGCCAUCCUUCCAGCAGCAGCAGCAGCAGCAGCACCACCACCACCACCACCAUCAGCAACCGACCCCCGGCCAGAUGGCUCAGUCCCCCCCGCAGCCGGGCCAGCAGUAUCAGCAGUUCCAGCAGCCGGCCCAGCCGCCGCAGUUCCAGGCCACCCCGGUGCCUGGGCAGAUCCCCAUCCCCCGGCCGGGAACAGGGCUGGCGGCUCCGGCGUAUGGUGGCGGCUCGCCGGCCAGCGCCCCGGCCGGCCCGACGUACCACCAGGCCCCGGGUGCCGGUGGCGUGACCGGUCCCCCUCCCGCGGGGGGGCUCUUCCCUCCGGUGCCGGGGAUGCCGACGCCCGGCGCGCCGGGCUUCCCGGCCAUGGGUGGCAUGCCGGCUCCCCCGAUGCCUGGCGCCGCGCACCAUGCUCCGCCGAUGAUCCCCCACCUGCCAGGCACACCGCAGGGCGCCUAUCCGGCUGCCGGCCCGGCCCCCGCCCACCAGCCUGGGCACUUCCCCCCGGCCAUGGGCGGCAACAUGCCGCCCGGGUUCCUGCCUCCGGGCGCGCCGAUGGGCGGCAUGGGCGGCACCGCCCCGGGCGGCAUGGGUGGCUCCAGCCUCACUCGCGUGCCGCUGGCCCUGGACGACCCUGGGCAGAUCAACUUCUUCCCGAGCCCGCCGCGCAUCGAUGAGUCCCCCUUCUCGGUGGUGCCAAUCAACCACUGCGACCCGCAGAUCCAGUCCUGCACGGUUGGCAUGUUCCCGGCCAAUUCCUCGGUCGCCAACAAGUCCAAGGUCCCGCUGGGCCUCUUCGUGUCGCCCUUCCUCUCGCACCUGACCAAGACGAAGGUCCCCACGGCCACCGGCCGGAAUAUUGUGCGCUGCCGCCGGUGCCGUGCAUACAUCAACCCGUAUGUCACCUUCGUGGAGAACAACACCCGGUGGAAGUGCUGCAUGUGCUCCACCGUCAAUGACGGCUACCCCACGCCGGAUGUCCGCCAGGCGGUCAUCGAGUAUGUGGCCACCGAGAGCUACCUCCAGGCGGCCCCCCAGGCGCCGGCGUACAUCUUUGUGAUCGACGUUUCCUCGGCGGCCGUCGGCAACCCGGUCUCGGAAAGCGACCCGACCAUUGUCAUGCCCCCGCGCCUGCGCCUGUCGCUCGAGGUGACCCAGCCGCAUGGGAUCUACCUGCUGCUGGAUGGGCAGCAUGUGUUCCUCUUUGUCCGGCGCCAGGCCCACUCGUCCCUGCUGCAGGAGCUCUUCGGCAUCCCCAAUUACGAGGCCCUUGGCCAGGGUCGCAUCCUGCUGCCCGGCCACAAGACUGCCGCCCCGGUCCGGGUGGCCAACGACUCGGUCCCGGUGUCGGACUACGUCAAGCGCAUCCAUGCGGUCAUUGACGCGGCGCGCAAGCGCAACUGCAGCCCCCUGUACCAGCCGCUGAUCCUCCUCCGGGAGGAUGCCGCCUCGGGCGGUGGCUCUCCGCCGGAGCGCUCGGAGUUCCUGGUUGCCCUGCUGGAGGACCGUUGCCCGUGGGGCGCCAACGAGGCGGCCAGCUCGGGCGACUCGCAUGGGUCCGGCGCCAUGUCCUACUCGCAGUUCAUCCGCGCCAUCCGCACCCGGAUGGGCAACUAA
Molecule: messenger RNA, 2468 nt
Organism: Fonticula alba
Lineage: Eukaryota; Rotosphaerida; Fonticulaceae
Exons: 6
Coding region: 123-2468 (781 amino acids)
Biological process (GO): intracellular protein transport; COPII-coated vesicle cargo loading; endoplasmic reticulum to Golgi vesicle-mediated transport
Cellular component (GO): COPII vesicle coat; endoplasmic reticulum exit site
Molecular function (GO): zinc ion binding; SNARE binding
Source: RefSeq, a predicted model, not a curated record